AUACAAAUGAUGUCAUUUUAAUAUGUGAUAUUACAGGUCGGCCCCUUCAACUGUUGCCAUAAUUGAGGGUGCAUGGGUAUUAUAAUGCGGUUGCCUGCCUCCCCACAGUGCACCAUAGGGUGCCGGGUCCUCGGUCCUCAUCAGAGGAGCAAGGGUAAUCGGAGAACUCGUGAGUCUCCCCAAGGUGCUUUACGUUGAUUGCUGGAACCUUCCGACUUUGUCGUGCUCUAUCUGGCUGCGCACCAUUUAUUUAUAUUCCAACAUGACAAAAAUCUUUUUAUACACAAUCAUAUCGGCAUGCAUACAGCUUACCAGUCCUCUGAUGAGGCUACAAUCAGGUUUACAAAGUAAUAAAAGGUCGUCCAGUACUCGAUUACUGCUAGAUCAUACCCUUGUUCACAAUCAUGGAUGUGUCGCAAAGCAAGCACUACGGCAGAGACAUCUGGCUUGCCUGGAAGGACCUCUGCCUCGCAGUGUCCCUAACAGGUUCAACGAUACGUGUCUCUGUGCUGAUACUGGCGUCCCUCUGUCUCCUGCAAGUGUAUCGCCAAAGCCAACGAACGACACGCAUCCGAGGACCUCAGAGCCCAAGUUGGGUGUUUGGCUUGUCCAAGACAGUGGUAAAUUCCACCGCCACAGCUGUACUGUUCGAACGUUGGGCCAUAGAGUACGGUCCAGUGUAUAAAAUCCCUGUCUUUUUUGGACAGUCCAGGGUCAUACUAUGGGACCCAAAAGCAAUCUCUCAUUUCUUUGCAAGAGACACGUGGUUGUAUAACCAAACUCCGUUCAACAACACCGCCGUUCAAAUAAUGAUUGGACGUGGAAUUCUGUGGGCCGAUGGCGAAAGUCACAAAAGGCAGCGCAAGGCUCUCAACCCUGCCUUCAGCGCAGCUGCCAUCCGCAGCCUGACUUCUGUUUUCCUAGAUGCUGCUCACAAGGCAACGAUCGCUUGGGACGCUGAGAUAGGAGCGAACCAAGGAACUCAUUCCGCUGUAAUUGAUGCUCAACAAUGGAUGAAUCACAUCUCACUUGACAGUGCUGGCAUAGCCAUCCUGAACCAUGACUUCGGCGCACUCGAUGGACAUGACUCCGAUGUCGUGCACAUCGUGAAUGAAUCUGUUUUACCUGCUAAUGUUUCCCACGACGUUAUUAUGCUCGCACAGAGUUUUCCUUCCAUCCUGAAGCUACCAUGGCGUCGCACACGGUUCUCACAGAAACAGAGCCUGAUCUUUGGUAAAAUAUGCCACGAGAUGUUAUUGCGGACGCGCAAGGAGAAAGAGACUGGGGGCGCGGAGCACGGGGACAAAUCAUGUUUGGGUUUGCUUCUGAAAGCUGAGGAUUCUGGUGAGAGCGCAGGAAUGACUCACGAAGAAGUACUAGCUCAGGCAAGGGCUCUGCUCCUCGCCGGCUUUGAGACCACUUCAGCCAGCAUGACAUGGGCUUUGAUAGAACUUGCGAGGAAUCCAGACGUGCAGACCCAGCUUCGCAACGAGUGUCUAGGCUUCGGGCCAUCCCCCUCAUACGACGAGCUCACGAAUAAGCUUCCCUACCUAGACGCUGUAGCGAAUGAAGUUCUUCGCGUCCACCCGUCAGUCAAAGAAACCAUACGAUCGGCUACGGAAGAAGACGUAAUCCCGCUCAGUGAACCCAUGCGUACGGCGGCCGGUACAUAUACCGACAGCGUAUGCAUCCCAAAGGGGACAGUGGUCGUUGUCCCACUCGCUGCACUCAAUUGCUCAGUUAGCAUGUGGGGGCCUGACGCAAAGGAGUUCAAACCUUCCCGGUGGUUCGAAGAGAACGAGGACACACGUGGGGCUAGAGAGACACUGCAUGGCUAUCGUCAUUUAAUGUCAUUUGGCGAUGGCCCUCGGAUGUGCUUGGGGCGCGUAUUUGCAUUGACAGAGUUCAAGGCCGUGCUGUUCGUGCUUGUGCGAAACUUCGUGUUUGAGAUGGCGGAUGGCCCUGGGGUGCAGAUUGUGGAGAGUUUUGGGCCUUUGCCAAGACCGAGUGUGGUCGGGAGUGCUGAGGCUGGAGGUGUGCCCCUCCGGGUACGCCGCUAUGAGGUUUGA
Messenger RNA from Suillus clintonianus, 2069 nucleotides. Its product is annotated as cytochrome P450. Gene Ontology annotation, molecular function: heme binding; oxidoreductase activity, acting on paired donors, with incorporation or reduction of molecular oxygen; monooxygenase activity. The transcript is spliced from 12 exons. Bases 405 to 2069 code for a protein of 554 amino acids. The record is from RefSeq and is a predicted model, not a curated record. Lineage: Eukaryota; Fungi; Basidiomycota; Agaricomycetes; Boletales; Suillaceae.